AUGGGCGGCGUCCUUUCCUGGGCUUCCGCCACCUCCCCGCGCGCCGCGGCUCUUCCGCGGGGUGGCUUGGCCCGCCGCGCCGCCCACGCCCUUGGGCCGGAUAAAACGCUCUCGGAGGCAGCGAGGCGCUCAGAGCGCGCCCGGGCCGACGCUCGCAACAUGAGCCCGCGCCGCGUGGUCGCCCUGCUCGCCCUGCUGCUCGCCGGCAGCGCUUUGCUCAGUCAAGGUGUCCCCUUGACUGGGGAGCUGCGCUGCCAGUGCAUCAAAAAGAAGUUUGUGAAAAUCCCACAAAAGCUCGUUGCAUCGGUAAAAUUCAUCUAUGAGGGACCUCACUGUGCUGUUUCUGAAGUUAUAGGCACCUUGAAAAAUAAGAGCGUGGUCUGCUUGGAUCCCACAACAAAAUGGCUCAACAUGUUUCUUAAAAACGAGCUUCUGAAAAGCAGAAACACCAGAAGGCUGUGAAGGAAGCUUUGGAAAUGGGUGUGGAGCUGUAGCAGAAGAAACUAUGUUCUAGAAGUGAAUUCUGCUUUUGAGGAUCUUAAAAACAACUCUUCAAUUAAUGACCUGCUCCUUUUCACUCAUAUUUAUUACUGAAGUUCACUACCUCUGUAUAUGAUCAAUUCAGUAUGCUAAAUGCCACUGUUAUGUGCUCUGUGAAAUUAAUUAUUAUUAUUGUUGUUGCAUUUAUAUUCCUCAUAGAUGUACAAUGGGAUGCCGUGUGUGUGUGUUAUUGUUAAUAUAUUGUGAACCGUUCUGAGCAUUAUUUUUACAGUGGAAGAGUAAGAUAUAAAUACUUGAGGAGAGUAUUUACUUGAGGAGAGCGUUCCAGGGACCAUAGUAUUUUUCAGAGUCCUUAUGCCCACCUCUGAAGACUUAGACACUGCUACGAUUUCAGGAGGGAGACUCCAAAAUCUGACUUUCCCCCCGUCUACUCACAGGAGUUGUGGAAAGAGGUUGCAAAAGCAGCCUUGGAGGGCCUUGGAGAGAUUAGAAAGGGGGAGGGCAUUCCCAGGGGAGGGGAGGGGAGAGGCCAAGUUAUAAGAAAUCCUAUCGCUCCUCCAGCCCGAUCCUCAGCAGUGCGCCUCCUCUAGACGGGCUCAGAAAUACAUCUAAAGGAAAAAGAAAGAAAAGGAUUGAGAGGCAAAAAAUAUUUCUGUCACUCCUAUUGCCCUGCGUUGAAUAUUUUGAAGCCUCCCAAGUUCAGAGGCUUCCUUUUAAAGGGGAAUUGCGUCCUUAGUAAAUAAACGCCAAGGAUUUAUUUACUAAAUGCUUAGUAAAUAAAUGCAAUUCAACAAGAAGUUCUCCUGUGCAGUCCUAACUGAAACAAAUAGAAGAGGUUGGGUGGGUCCUGUUCUCUUCGCUGGGGCUUGUGCAGGAGAACUUCUUGAUCGAUUAUGCCCAAGAAAGCCUCUUGUCAAGAUCCAAGUAGAUAAAAGGAUUGAGUCAACGGUUAGGGCCAGGAAAGGCCCAUGAAGUGAGCAACUAGAGGCUGGAAUGCAGUAGGUAAAAGGCCCCAUUGACUAGGAAUAGGUAGAAGGCUAUACUCAUACUUCUGUGUAUUGCCUGAGCAGAAGUGUCCAGUGGUGAGGCUGCAAUUCAGAUAUCUGCUGCAUUUGGGAGAGUUCUCCUGUGCAAGUCUCAUUCAAAUGAAUGGGAGCUGCACAAGAGCACUGCCAUUUAGAAUUCACUGAUGUCAUUGUUGAAAACCUGGCGCAAGUUUAUAGAAUGAACAUAGACUGCUUGAUGGAUGUAUUAAAUUGGAAAGUUUACUUAACUGCUAUAUAUAGUCAAACCUUAAGAAGAGCAAUGCUCUAAAUCUACUCAGGUAUAUAUUUUUAUCUUCGUUGUAUGGCAUACUAUCAUGUUGUUUUUACAGAACAAGCAGUUUUGCUGAUGCUUUUGGAUUACAA
Messenger RNA from Elgaria multicarinata webbii, 1910 nucleotides. Its product is annotated as interleukin-8-like. Lineage: Eukaryota; Metazoa; Chordata; Lepidosauria; Squamata; Anguidae. Gene Ontology annotation, molecular function: chemokine activity. Gene Ontology annotation, cellular component: extracellular region. The transcript has 4 exons. Gene Ontology annotation, biological process: immune response; defense response; chemotaxis. The coding region runs from base 1 to 462 and encodes 153 amino acids. The record is from RefSeq and is a predicted model, not a curated record.